This is a messenger RNA of Vespa crabro (European hornet), 1359 nucleotides long. RefSeq names its product ubiquitin-conjugating enzyme E2 G2 (gene Ubc7). Lineage: Eukaryota; Metazoa; Arthropoda; Insecta; Hymenoptera; Vespidae. The record is from RefSeq and is a predicted model, not a curated record. Gene Ontology annotation, cellular component: cytosol; endoplasmic reticulum. The transcript is spliced from 4 exons. Bases 426 to 842 code for a protein of 138 amino acids.
GCACACGCUUCGAGCGAAAGGUGAUGAACGGUCUUUAGAAAAGGUCUCCAAUUUUCAAUUUUUUUUUAUUCAAUCUUUUCAUUAAUAUUACUAAAUAUUGAUAAUUUCUUUUAUCAAUAAUUGAGAUUGUUAAGGAUUUUGUAAAAAAAAAAGUUUUUGAUAAUGUAAUUAAUAGCAAUAAUAAAAUCAAUUUGUCUCUGAGUUAAUUCUACUAUCAAAUAUAAAGUAUCAACUAUAUGCUUUUAGUUCGUGUCAAUCGUAUAUAAUACUCCGGUAAAUCAGUUCGAUGAUACGAGUGUCAUUUGUAUAAUCAAAACAAUGGCUGGAUCUGCAUUAAGACGAUUAAUGGCCGAAUAUAAGCAAUUAACCUUAAAUCCACCAGAAGGUAUAAUUGCUGGACCAUUAAGCGAAGAAAAUUUUUUUGAAUGGGAAGCAUUAAUUACAAUAUGAAGUAUAUUCGUAGAGGACCAGAAGGGACAUGUUUUGAAGGUGGAGUAUUUCCAGCGAAAUUGAUAUUUCCAUCCGAUUAUCCACUUAGUCCACCAAAAAUGCAGUUUACUUGUGAAAUAUUUCAUCCAAAUAUUUAUGCAGAUGGAAGAGUAUGUAUAAGUAUUUUACAUGCUCCUGGCGAUGAUCCUAUGGGAUAUGAGAGUAGCGCAGAAAGAUGGAGUCCAGUACAAAGUGUAGAAAAAAUAUUGUUAAGCGUAGUGAGUAUGUUAGCUGAACCCAAUGAUGAAAGUGGAGCAAACGUUGAUGCUGCAAAAAUGUGGAGAGAAGAUAGAUCUGAGUUCGAGAGAAUUGCACAGAAACUCGUUAGAAAAACUCUUGGAAUUCCAUCUUAAUAAAUUAUUUAUCUUGUUAAUUUAAUUUUAUUUAGAAGUAAUGCUGAAGAAAAGUGGCUUAUCUUUCUCUACUAUUUUCUGUUUGAAUCCAUAUAAUAAUAUUUAUUUUAAAUAAAUAUAAAGCAGACCAUUGUCUACUUCUAUCUAUUAUUUAUGUAUAUAAUGAUAUAUAAAUCACUUUAAAAAAAUUCAACUAGCCAAGAAAUGUUUUUAUUAAUACAAAUAUAAUCAUUGGAAUUGUACACUAAAUGAUUAUUUUGUCUAUUACUUAUUAGACAAUAAAUAUUAUUUUAUGCGUGAAUUAAACUUUCCAAUUAAAUACAAUUGCUUUUAUAUUUUAUGUAGUAUAUUAUAAUGCAAAAUAAUAAAGUAAAAAAUGAUUGUCUUAAUAGUUCAUUAUAUUAUUUUAUUUGUUGUAAAUUGUAUAAACGUAUCUAUAGGAAGGUGUACAUUUUCUGUUUGAUGUAACUAUUCUUAUCUAUCUAUUAUAAAAUAUAAACAGUUAUAAUUUUGAAAA